UAAAAAAAUAUUAUAGAAUUCUACGCAUGUGUGUAAAAAAAUAAUUAAUAUAAAAUUGGCAACCGGCGUGUGAAGUUGGGUAUUCUGCAUUACUACACCACGAAAAAUGAGCUCAUAGGUCAAGUACAUAAAAUCUAUAGCACAUAUGCUGUAGCGCAUUUUGAAAACUAAAUACAUAGAAAAUAGGCGUUUCUAACCAUUAAGAAUAUGACGUCCGAAACUGCGGGAGUUGAUACCGAAGAAAAAAUUAUUAACUGGGAGGAGGAAGCAACGGCGAUAAUAAACGAUGUAAAGUCGCAUGUAGAUGAAAUAAAAAUUUCAAAAACAGUGCCAAGUAAUGAAAGCAACAUUUACCUAAACAUACGUACCAUUGAGGGUCAAAAUUAUUGCGUGCAUGCAUCAAAUGUUGGGUUUCGAGUAGUAUCUCACGAAUACGAUACAAUUGAUAAGAAUAAGAAAGAGAUCAAUGAGGAGGAAGUGUAUGAAACUCCCUAUGCACUCCUAGACAAGAUAAGUCCUCGUUAUGUUGAAUCUUUUGGAAACCAACUCUGUAAGCAACUAUUAAAUUUGCAACAAACACGCGCCCAAUUCAAUGAAGAAGACGAAGAUGGAAUAGAUUAAAACAAUAAUAAAAUCCGA
Molecule: messenger RNA, 639 nt
Organism: Teleopsis dalmanni
Lineage: Eukaryota; Metazoa; Arthropoda; Insecta; Diptera; Diopsidae
Product: GSK3-beta interaction protein
Exons: 1
Coding region: 208-621 (137 amino acids)
Biological process (GO): regulation of canonical Wnt signaling pathway
Cellular component (GO): cytoplasm
Molecular function (GO): protein kinase A binding; kinase regulator activity
Source: RefSeq, a predicted model, not a curated record